CAACAUAUCAAAUUUUUUUUAUAACCGUUACGGCAAAAUUUUGAAACUACAUGAGAAAAUGGAAAACUCAUAAACUGUGUAAAACUUAUAGUGAAAAUAUGUGUAGUGAAAAUUUUAGUGAAAAAUGGAAAAUGCGGGGGUAGUGACUUAAAAUAAAAUUUUCUUUAAAAAAAAAAAAAUUGAUGCUGACAAAAAAAAUGGAGCCAUUUACUGGAACGGAAAGCCCACCAGUGGCUAAAAAAAGUUUAUACGAAAAACACGGUGUUGCUGUGUGCUCGCAAAAUAAGGCGCUAGUGAUUACAGCGGCUGUAUUUAUAACAAUAUUCGCUGUGUCAAUUAUCAUCGCUUAUACAGGGCCCCAAAGUGAAUGUAGCUGUGCGGGAGAAAAACCAUCAAACUUCCAAGUCGAAGAGUAUGAUUCAUCCAAGCCAUUUGUGCCAAUUGCAACAAAUGGCCAAGUAUUCCCAUGGAACAAUAUUCGUUUACCACAUUUUAUUCGACCAUUUCGAUAUAAUAUUACAAUUCGGCCAAACUUAACAACACUUGAAGUGAAAGGGCAAGUAAAUAUUGAAUUUCAAGUUGAUAAAGAUACAAAUUAUAUUGUAUUCCAUAGUAGCCAAUUAACAAUUACGGAUAAAUUACUCCAAGAUCGAAAAGGUCCAAUAAAAAUAGCAAAUCUUCUAGAAUAUCCACCAGCUGAACAAAUGUAUCUUGAAGUUAAGGAAAAAUUUCGCAAACGCGAAAACUACACUUUAAGUUUAAGAUACACGACUACCUUACAAAAGUUACCAAGAGGAUUUUAUUUAUCCAGUUAUACCGCUCCCGAUGGUGUACCAAGAUUUCUCGCAACUACAAACUUUGAGCCAACAUAUGCCAGAUCAGCAUUUCCAUGUUUCGAUGAGCCACACUUAAAAGCACGAUUUAAAAUAUCGAUAUUUCGAGAUCGAUUUCAUAUUGCCUUAUGUAAUAUGCCUGUUUUGAAUACGGAAGAUACAGGAUUCUAUAUGGGAACUGGAUUGCUUCGAGAUGUUUUUCAAGAAUCUGUGGAAAUGAGUACAUUUUUAGUCGCCUUUGUGGUAUGCGACUAUUCGUUUGUAACCAGUAAAUCCGAAAAUGAAGUUCCGGUUGCCGUGUAUGCCCCAAGAACUUUGCUAAAUCAAACUCAUUUUGCUAUGGAAAUUGCAACCAAAACAAUUGAUUUCUUUGAAGAUUUUUUUAUGGUCUCAUACCCAUUACCAAAACAAGAUUUAAUUGCCAUACCGGAUUUUACAACUGGUGCUAUGGACAAUUGGGGUUUAAUUACAUAUCGCGGUAAUGGAUUGUUAUAUGAAAAUUUGGAUACAACCGCUUUGGAUCAUCAAAGUAUUGCCAUAGCAGUAACGCACGAAUUAGCCCAUCAGUGGUUUGGAAAUUUGGUUACGAUUCGUUGGUGGAACGAUUUAUGGUUACAUGAAGGUUUAUGCCGAUUCCUAGAAUAUUUAGCAGUCGAUAAUAUCUAUCCAGAAUGGGGCACAAUUGAACAAUUUAUCCUAGAUAAAACUCAAUCUGCGCUACAAUUGGAUUCAUUGGCGAAUAGUCAUCCAGUGGCCGUACAAAUUAAUAAACCCGCGGAUAUUGAAACGUAUUUCGAUUCAAUGACAUACAAUAAAGCGGCUUCUAUCUUAAACAUGUUAGAUCAAUUUUUAUCACGUGAAACUUUUCGAUAUGGUUUACGAGAUUUUCUAAAUCAAUAUCGUUAUGGUAAUGCGGAAAGCAAAGAACUUUGGACUGUCAUGACUCAAAAUACCAAUUAUACCAUGGAAGUUAAGACCAUUAUGGACACAUGGACCUUACAAAUGGGUUAUCCAUUAAUUCGAGUUGCUCGAAAUGAGAAUGUUAUAUCAAUCACACAAGAACGGUUCUUGUUGUCUGCGGAAUGGAACGAAACUCGAUCUAAUUAUACCGUUAAAUCAAUAUUCGAUUAUAAGUGGUAUGUUCCAUUAUCAUAUUUUACAAAUUUGGAUCCCGAGGAACAGCAUACUCUAUGGUUAAAUAGCACCGACGGAAAAUUAGAAAUCGCACCUGAAGUAAAAUGGAUUAAAUUUAAUAUUAAACAAACUGGAUUUUAUCGAACAAUGUAUGACGAUUCCCUUUGGAUGAAAUUAAUCGAAACAUUAUAUGAAAAUCACACUGCGUUUAGCGCGGCUGAUCGAGCCAACUUAAUUGAUGAUGUAUUUUCCUUAUCAAGAGCUGGUUUAAUUAAUGCAAGUGUCCCAUUAAAAUUAUCACUGUAUUUAACAAAGGAACGAGAAUAUGCGCCCUGGAAAACAGCGGUUAAUCAUUUACAAACAUGGAGUCGAUUUUUAACCGAGUCCGCAGCAUAUAAAUUAUUUAUGCAAUAUAUUCGACAACUAAUUCAACCGGUUACGGAAUAUGUCGGUUGGAUUGAUACUGGAUCCCAUAUAAUGAAAUUAUUACGCUCAAAUAUUUUAUCGCUAGCGAUUUUAAGUGAUGUAGAAAGUACGGUUAAAGAAGCACGCACACGUUUUAAUAAAUGGAUGACAGAUCAGUAUAAAAUUUCGCCAAAUUUAAAAGAAAUAAUUUAUUCGGCUGGUAUCAAACAUGGCGGCCUACAAGAAUGGCAACACUGUUGGAAAGAGUAUAACCAAUCGAAAACGACAAAGGAACGUUUAGCGUUAAUGAAUGCGUUAGGUGCAACAUCAGAUCCAUGGCUGUUACAAAGGUAUUUGUUGACAUCCUUAAAUCGGGACAUGGUCAAUGUACAGGAUGUCAAAGUUGUGUUGUCAUCAGUGGCGACAAAUCCAAAAGGUCAAUUGUUAGCAUGGCGACAUUUGAAAGCAUAUUGGUCGGACAUCCAUACGUUAUUUGGUAAUGAAUCCCAAGCAUUAGGAAAUCUCAUUUCAACAGUUACUUCCUAUUUAUCAACGCCUUAUGAUUAUCAAGAAGUAAUGUCUUAUUUUGAAAAAAUAGAUAUUGGGCCAGCGAAAAUAGCGUUAAAUCAAAGUUUAGAAAUGAUACGUCUAAAUAUACAAUGGAUGAACCAUAACGAAAACGAUAUAUCAAAUUGGUUGAAACAAAAUCAAAUUUAGACUAAAUUUAAAAAAAAAUUUACAAAAAUGGGAUCAACUCUUGAUUUUCAUAUCGGAUUUUCAUCUACACAUCAAUCACAAUCUGUAUUUAUUAAGUUUUCAUAAAUAG
This is a messenger RNA of Chrysoperla carnea, 3198 nucleotides long. RefSeq names its product endoplasmic reticulum aminopeptidase 1-like. Gene Ontology annotation, biological process: proteolysis; peptide catabolic process. The coding region runs from base 183 to 3089 and encodes 968 amino acids. The transcript has 14 exons. Lineage: Eukaryota; Metazoa; Arthropoda; Insecta; Neuroptera; Chrysopidae. Gene Ontology annotation, cellular component: cytoplasm. Gene Ontology annotation, molecular function: peptide binding; zinc ion binding; metalloaminopeptidase activity. The record is from RefSeq and is a predicted model, not a curated record.